GAUUAGGUACCUGAGUACAUGCUCCUACCCACAUUUAAGAUACAUCUACAAGGUAUUUGUGGGCAAAAAAACCCUUUGCCUGAGCAGCCACCAUCCAUUCACCAUAAACACAUUCCUCAAGUUAGGUUCCGCAGCUGCAACCAGCUGCGAUUAUCACCAUCUACCAAAACCCUUCGUCGACCUGACGACCAACUGCCAGCCAGCAGGCCAACAGGCGACAUCAAACCCAAUACUUGAUACUUGCUGGUGUAGUGGUUAUGAAAGGCAUCAUCACACCUGCGCGAGGCCGUCCGGCCAAGGUCACUAAAUCGACUGCCAGCCCGCGCCCCCGUACCGUGCGUCGGGGCGAUACCGUCCCCAAUCAAGAUCCUGACCUCGAGGGUCCCAUUGUAGACGAAGAAGAGAUCGACAACCAGGACGUCAAUGUCGACGUCGACGCCGAGAACGAACAAGACCACACCCAGGAAGAACAUCAUCACCAACAGCAACAACUUCAACACCAACAACAGCAGCAUCUACAACCACAACACCAUGCUGACUUUGACUCAGAGGCCUCUGCGGCAGCGGCAGCGGCGGCUGCUGCUGUUCAUCACCAGCAACAGCAGCAACAACAACAGCAGCAGCAGCAGCAACAGCAACAGCAUCAUCACCAACAUCACCAACAGCAGCACCACCAACCCCUAGACUUGACCGCAGCCAGUAUCCUCGCGAGCAGCGUUAACCCUAACGACCAGCCACACCAUCCGGAUCUAGGCGGUCCUCAUGAAACACCUAUGGAUGCACCUCCAGCCAACGUGAACACCACCGAGAACUUAGCUCAGGAGUCUGGAUACUCCAAUGUGGUCGUUGAAAGUGCCCUCGCUAAGCGCCUAGCAAGAGAACCUGGCAUGCGUCUUGCUCAGCAACGACGCCCAGAACAGGCUCUGAACCUGCAACGACGUAGUAAUGUUGAAGCUUUGUUUGCUCACAUUGCCGGUGAAGCUGCCCCUAUACCGUGUAAGAAUUGCCACAAGGGUCACGGCCCGUGGACGACAUGUGUUGUCGUAGACGGCCAAAUGUGUGGUAGCUGUGCCAAUUGUUGGUUUAAUGCCUCGGGAGCCAGAUGUUCUUUCCACGAAACUCGGAAUCCUGCCACACAUGCUGCCCAAGUCUUAGCAGGCGAUGCUAUGGGCUUUCAACUGCCUCCCGCACCACCUCAGGCCAUGGCUCCCUUCAAUUUCGCGUCGAUUCCGGCAUCUUCUGACCCUGUCGUUCGCUAUACAGUGGAGCAAGCCAUGGCCCAAGUCCGAGGCGCUGAUAAGAAAACACGGUAUAUGCUUAUGAUUGAGGCAGCGGCUCGCCAGCUUGCUUUUCAAAUUGCUAUGUAUGAAGAUACGGUCCAAGAGGAACAGCAACAACAAGGCCCGCCACCUGCUGUCAUGAAUGAUCCCGAAGCGCCUUAGUAAAGCCCGGUUCACAAGGCGGCCAGCUCUGCUUCGUUCUCUUUGAUUGAGCCUAUGAGCCAUGCUAGUCAUCCUAACCAACCUUGGGUCCUGAAACGAGGCGAGAAGUUGAAGAUCUUUUACAUUUCGCUGGACCGAAUCGGAUGUGCGGAUAAACUUCAACGUAGAGUCUGAAGAACUCUGGUUGUUAAAAUUCUCUCAAACCCAAGGAUUCUGGAUCUAGACUUCACUCCCACUCUAAACUACUUCUGAACUAAAUAUAAUGACCUCACCCGGCACCUAUCGAGUGCCUAACUAGGCUUC
Molecule: messenger RNA, 1745 nt
Organism: Xylaria bambusicola
Lineage: Eukaryota; Fungi; Ascomycota; Sordariomycetes; Xylariales; Xylariaceae
Exons: 2
Coding region: 258-1442 (394 amino acids)
Source: RefSeq, a predicted model, not a curated record